Phycomyces blakesleeanus NRRL 1555(-) is the source of this 912-nucleotide messenger RNA. RefSeq lists its product as hypothetical. The transcript has 7 exons. The record is from RefSeq and is a predicted model, not a curated record. Gene Ontology annotation, molecular function: FMN transmembrane transporter activity; AMP transmembrane transporter activity; ATP transmembrane transporter activity. Bases 1 to 912 code for a protein of 303 amino acids. Gene Ontology annotation, cellular component: peroxisomal membrane. NCBI's taxonomy places the organism in Eukaryota, Fungi, Mucoromycota, Mucoromycetes, Mucorales, Phycomycetaceae.
AUGUCUGAUAACGUUGCUCAUGCCCUUUCUGGUGCCGGUGGUGGUAUCGUCUCUAUGGCCUUGACCUACCCCUUGGUUUCGAUCAGUUCUAGACUUCAGGUCCAGAAGAACGACGACAGCAAGGACGCUUACAAGAACACUGCCGACGCGUUCUUCAAGAUCCUUGCCAAGGAAGGUCCUAAAGGUCUUUAUGCUGGUUUGAGCUCUGGUGUCUUUGGCAUUGCCAUCACAAACGGUAUCUACUAUUACUGCUAUGAGGCUGUAAAGGCUGUCUUUGAGAAAGCAAAGGCGCAAGGCAAACCCAUGAGCACAGGAGAGUCUAUGUUGGCAGGUGCUCUUGCCGGAUGUGCUGUUGUCUUGGCUACCAACCCUAUUUGGACAAUCAACACUCGUCUUACCGUACGCAAAGGCAUCGAUGGUGAGGCUAAGCUCAAUAUGUUCACAGUCGGCCGCAGUAUUGUCGAGAAGGAGGGCGUAGCUGGUCUCUAUGCCGGUGUAAAGGCUGCCUUGAUCCUGGUGAUCAACCCGAUUAUUCAAUACACUGUAUUCGAGCAGCUCAAGAACAAGGUUUCUAAGUCCAGAGCUUUGAGCAACUUCGAUUUCUUCCUUUUGGGUGCCAUCAGCAAGCUGUGUGCCACCGGUAUCACUUACCCCUAUCUUGUCAUCAAAUCCCGCAUGCAGUCCGCUCAAGGCGAUGAUGAGAAAUACCCUUCCAUUUGGGAAGGCUUCAAAAAGAUCAUUGCUACCGAGGGUGUCAAAGGUCUCUACAAGGGUAUCAGCUCCAAGAUUGUCCAGAGUGUUCUCACCGCUGCUUUCUUGUUCAUGGCCAAGGAAAUUCUCUUUGACUGGGCUGUCUGGAUUUUGGUAGUUGCUGGAGCUAGAAAGGCUCGUGUUGCUGCCGGAAAAGCAUAA